AGCUCAUUGUGGCAGAAUUGCAGUGCACUGGACUGUACAGAGCAGGGUACCAUCCAGGCUGUUGUCUGUGAGGGGUGGGGUCCGGCUACACUGAUACCACCUAACAUAAGCUCACAGGGAGACAGAAAAAAAGCCAGGAAAAAGAGAGAGAAGAGGGGGGAAGACUGCACCUGAAGAGGAAUAUAAUACGGGAUGAAAGGAGACACCCCAGUGAACAGCACCAUGAGUGUCGGCCAAGCCAGGAAGCUUGUGGAGCAACUGAAGAUCGAGGCUAGUUUCUGCAGGAUAAAGGUGUCAAAGGCAGCGGCCGACCUGAUGGCGUACUGCGACGCGCACAUCUGCGACGACCCCCUGAUCACCCCCGUGCCCACCUCAGAGAACCCCUUCAGGGAGAAGAAGUUCUUCUGCGCUCUGCUUUGAGACGCAUCAGGGAUUGCUGCGAUUAAAAGUACAACUGUACAGUAUGUACAUGUAUGUACAGCGUGUACAUGUACUCCCGAUCUAAAUAAGACAUUCAUGUACUAUAGUAACGAUGCAUUAAAGCUGCCGAUGUACAGUACAUAAACAACUACAAAAAAAUGUCUUGAACUCAAAUUUAACUGACAACAUCCGUCUCGACGUUAAAAGAGAAGGGGAAACAUUUAAUCGAUUAAGUGUCAGAGAAAUCAAACUAUGAAAAAAAAAGAAAAGAAAAAGAUAAUAGCCAUCAUUAGAUUGAAAAAAAACAACAACAUACAUCUCAUGCUCAGAUAUAUUACAGGUAACUGCCAAAGAGGACGCCGAUCAUGAAGCGCUUUACGGAUUCAGACGGAUGCUGCAGCUUUUUGAAACUUUUAACUGGGACUCUUAAAUCCUGACGUUAGGUCUUUGGAGUAUGGUGCACCUACAUGUCUCAGAUGUUGCUCCCGUAUAAAUUGUCCAUGGGGUUCAGAUCUGGCAACCUACAAGAACUCAGACGUUAUGUUCAGUAACCCAGCGUGCCAUUUCUCACCCUGCUUCCAUGCAGUCGCUACUUUUAGACAGACUCAAUAAUACGCUUUGUUAUAAUAGAAAUGCUUCACUUAUAGCUGCAGCCCAUCUAUUGUCCCUAUAUUUAUUUAUUUUUUAUGCCGCCUUGGCAGUUACCUGUAUGUACAACAGCUGUUUAUGAGUGGAUUAUGAACAUAGCUGAUUUCUUUCGAGGUUUUAUUAAGAUUUUAGCAUUUUUGCUCAUUUCUAUUCUGUAGUGUGGAUGUGGACGUGCGUGUGUUGGCAUAGGUGCUACUGUGAAACUUAAGCAACAAGUCCAAGCAUCUGAUCACUGUCCAAUUUUAUAGUUCAAUAGCACAUGGACCCCCUGAAAGAAAAAAGAGGGGGGAAAAAACAAACAAACAAACAAAAAAAAAACAUUUUCCAGGGAUUAUUGACAUUCAAUAAAUUAUCAAAGCCACUGAAGCAAAAUGAGCUAUUCGGUUAUUACUGAAUGUCACAUGAAGAGUUUUCUAUUUCUUUAAGGUAAUAAAUACAUUAUAAUUAUCGUUAUAAUGUCAGGAAGGGUGUGCAUCAUCGUUCUAACCAAUGUUUUUCAGAGCAGCAAGGUCCUACUGUGAUUUCCAUGAAAGAUGAAUUUACAUUUAAAAUAAAUGUGACGUUCACUCUAGUUUCUACAUCUACAAACAUUUUUUUGUCUUGUUACAAACCAUUUUCCUUCCAUCCACUUUGAGUUAGGAACCUCUGCUCUGGACCAUUUCAAAAACCAGCCAAUGUCUUUUCAGUAACUCGCAAGUAGCAAAUUUGGAGCUUUGGCCGAAAAAGUGACCAUGGAAAAAAGAAGCAUUGAAAUAAAAUCCUGUCAUCGAAGGUUA
Molecule: messenger RNA, 1844 nt
Organism: Mugil cephalus (flathead mullet)
Lineage: Eukaryota; Metazoa; Chordata; Actinopteri; Mugiliformes; Mugilidae
Gene: gng3
Product: guanine nucleotide binding protein (G protein), gamma 3
Exons: 3
Coding region: 193-420 (75 amino acids)
Biological process (GO): G protein-coupled receptor signaling pathway
Cellular component (GO): heterotrimeric G-protein complex
Molecular function (GO): G-protein beta-subunit binding
Source: RefSeq, a predicted model, not a curated record